UCUAAACACAGCGCUGCCAACUCCUUGAAAAUAGACAGAAAAUGCAUCUUGAAGAUUAAGAUACACACAACAAUCCAUAGCCCUGAAUACAGCGAAGAAAAGCGUUCGCAACCCAUCCGUCCGGUAUUCAAUAUGUUGUCGGUUCUGCGAAAUACCUCGGAGGCCGUUGCAGUUCUCGCUUCUGUGGGACUCGGACUGGUUUUGCUCAUGUUUGUGGCCGCCACGCCGCCAGCCGUCGAAGCCACCCAGUCGGGCAUUUACAUAGACAAUGGCAGGGAUCAGACAAUUAUGCACAGGGUGCUAAGCGAGGACGACAAGCUCGAUGUUUCCUAUGAGAUCCUUGAGUUCCUGGGCAUCGCCGAACGUCCCACGCACCUGAGCAGCCAUCAGUUGUCGCUGAGAAAGUCGGCUCCAAAGUUUCUGCUGGAUGUCUAUCAUCGCAUCACGGCUGAGGAGGGCCUCAGCGAUCAUGACCAUCAAGCCGAUGAUGACGAAGAUUCCUAUGAGCGUGGCCAUCGCGCCAGGAGAAGCGCAGAUCUCGAGGAGGAUGAGGACGAUCAGCAGAAGAACUUCAUCACCGACCUGGACAAGCGGGCCAUCGACGAGAGCGACAUCAUCAUGACCUUCCUGAACAAGCGCCACCACAACGUGGACGAACUGCGUCAUGAGCACGGCCGGCGGCUGUGGUUCGAUGUCUCCAAGGUGCCGAACGACAACUACCUGGUGAUGGCUGAGCUGCGCAUCUAUCAGAAUGCCAACGAGGGCAAGUGGCUGACCGCCAACAGGGAGUUCACCAUCACGGUGUAUGCCAUUGGAACGGGAACGCUGGGCCAGCACACCAUGGAGCCGCUGUCGUCGGUGAACACAACGGGUGACUACGUGGGCUGGCUGGAGCUCAAUGUGACCGAGGGCCUGCAUGAGUGGCUGGCCAAGACGAAGGAGAACCACGGCAUCUACAUUGGAGCACAUGCCGUAAAUCGACCUGACCGCGAGGUCAAGCUGGACGACAUUGGCCUGAUUCACCGCAAGGUGGACGACGAGUUCCAGCCCUUCAUGAUUGGCUUCUUCCGGGGACCGGAGCUAAUCAAGGCGACGGCACACAGCAGUCAUCACAGGAGCAAGCGAAGUGCCAGCCAUCCGCGCAAGCGCAAGAAGUCGGUCUCGCCCAACACCGUUCCCCUCCUGGAGCCGUUGGAGAGCACGCGCAGCUGCCAGAUGCAGACCCUCUACAUAGACUUCAAGGAUCUGGGCUGGCACGACUGGAUCAUCGCUCCGGAGGGCUACGGGGCCUUCUACUGCAGCGGCGAGUGCAAUUUCCCGCUCAACGCGCACAUGAACGCCACAAACCAUGCGAUCGUCCAGACUCUGGUCCACCUGCUCGAGCCCAAGAAGGUACCGAAACCCUGCUGUGCUCCGACCAGGCUGGGAGCACUCCCCGUUCUCUAUCACCUGAACGACGAGAACGUGAACCUGAAAAAGUAUAGAAACAUGAUUGUGAAAUCCUGCGGGUGCCAUUGAAUUCAAUUUACCACUUAGGCUAAGCAAUAUAAAGCAUUUCUGUGUAGAUGUCCAUCUCGAUGUACUAAUCUCGAAUAUUUUUUAUAGAAAUAUACAGCGCUGUACCUAACUGAAA
This is a messenger RNA of Drosophila subpulchrella, 1633 nucleotides long. RefSeq names its product protein 60A (gene gbb). NCBI's taxonomy places the organism in Eukaryota, Metazoa, Arthropoda, Insecta, Diptera, Drosophilidae. The record is from RefSeq and is a predicted model, not a curated record. Gene Ontology annotation, biological process: BMP signaling pathway; SMAD protein signal transduction. Bases 133 to 1518 code for a protein of 461 amino acids. Gene Ontology annotation, molecular function: growth factor activity; cytokine activity. Gene Ontology annotation, cellular component: extracellular region. The transcript has 2 exons.